GAUGGGCAACGAGCAGAGCAGCCACAAGAGCCGCAAGGACCGCGACGGCCACGACCGCGCCAGCCGCCAGGCCACGCCGCAGCCCACGCCCGCCGCCGCCGCACAACCACCGCCGCCUGCACCCGCCGCGACGCCGCCGCCCAGCGAGGCGCAUGCGAUUCCGCUCGACGCCCCCAGCGACGCCCACCCCAUUGCCGCCGUCCCUGCCGUCCCUGCCACUCCUGCCGCCGCCCAAGCCAUCCCCGCCGCUCAUGCCAUCCCCAUUGACGCGCCGCGCGCCCGCGCCGAGGUCGCCAUCGCGGGCUCACUCGAGCCGGCCGACGCCUCGGACUACAUCGUGCCGUCGUCGCACUUCAGCCGGCCGCCGCGCCUGCCGCUGCCCAUCGAGGAGGAGCUGCACACGCCGGGCUCGCCCAUCAUCGCGCCGACGGGCAUUGGGCCCGAGACGCUCGACCAUGGCGAGGUCGAGGGCGUGCUGCCGCGCCGCACCUCGAUGCUCAGCAGCACCACCGCCGACGACGACGACCUCGGCGAGGAGUUCAAGGUCCCCACGCCCGGCCGCCCGACCGUGCCCACGCUCGUCGAGUGGGAGGGCGCCGGCGACCGCGUCUAUGUCACCGGCACGUUUGCCGGCUGGAAUCGCAAGUACCGUCUGCACCAGAAUGGUCCCAGCAAGAAGGAAAAUGUCCUCUCCGCAUACGUCCCCAUCCACCCCGGCACCCACCACCUGAUGUUCAUCGUCGACAACGACAUGAUGAUCUCAGACAAGCUGCCCACAGCCGUCGACUACACAAACAUCCUGGUCAACUACCUCGAGGUCUCGUACGACGAUAUCAAGGACCAGCAGGCCGCCGGCGCAGCAGCAAAGCCUGCAGACACGCCGGCCUCCACAGAUGACCAGCCCGCAGCCCAGCCCCCACAGGACCCGCCCUCCUCCCAAGUGCCCCUGGUCAAGCCCCCCGGCGCCGAGAUCCCCAACACCAAACUCCCCGAGCCGGAGAAGCGGUACCACUCCAAGAUCCCCGCCUACCUGCUGGACCUCGACGCCCCUGACGAGUCGUCGCGGUUCGCCCGCGCGAACGCUGCAACCGGCAACUUCCCCACGCCCCCGAGUCUGCCCAUGUUCCUGAGCAAGAGCAUCUUGAAUGGAACUACGCCGAUGAAAGAUGACAGCAGCGUGCUGAUUAUGCCGAAUCACACAGUGCUUAACCACCUGGCGACGAGCAGCAUCAAGGACAAUAUCCUGGCUACGAGCGCGACAACGCGGUAUAAACAGAAGUUCCUGACGACGAUCAUGUACAAGCCGAAGGAAGAGCACGGAGAGGUUUACUGAGGCGGAGAGCGCUGAUGCUAGAAAGGGGAUGCUGGUGCUUCGGCACAGGACAGAAGUCGAUCUCUCACCUGCUUCGGGCAGGUUUUUGUGUUUUAGCGUUCCGGUGCGAUAUGGAUGAGUUUCACGAAAUACCCCGGCCCGGCACGGAAGGCGAUCUGGACGGCAUACAUACAUAUAUACAUACUUACUUACAGCUUGGCUGAGAUGCUCGUCUCCCAAGCACGGCACGGGUGCUGUGUGCCUGUUGUGCAAUGAAACGCGUUCUGCGAAUGAGUUUGGUUGAGAAUUGAUGAAAUAGACGUAAUGGUUGAGAAGUGAUGGAACAGACGUGAGGUUUAGAAGUGCUAGGACAGACGUGAUAGUUAAGAAGUGAUAGGACAGACAGGAUAGCUCAGAAGUGCUGGAACAGACAU
Boeremia exigua is the source of this 1746-nucleotide messenger RNA. RefSeq names its product 5'-AMP-activated protein kinase beta subunit, interation domain-containing protein. The record is from RefSeq and is a predicted model, not a curated record. Gene Ontology annotation, biological process: signal transduction. Gene Ontology annotation, molecular function: protein kinase binding. The annotation marks the transcript as partial. Gene Ontology annotation, cellular component: cytoplasm; nucleotide-activated protein kinase complex; nucleus. The transcript is spliced from 3 exons. Lineage: Eukaryota; Fungi; Ascomycota; Dothideomycetes; Pleosporales; Didymellaceae.